Manduca sexta (tobacco hornworm) is the source of this 2767-nucleotide messenger RNA. RefSeq names its product protein FAM98B-like. Lineage: Eukaryota; Metazoa; Arthropoda; Insecta; Lepidoptera; Sphingidae. Gene Ontology annotation, cellular component: tRNA-splicing ligase complex. The record is from RefSeq and is a predicted model, not a curated record.
GUCCCAAACAAGUCCGGCACCAUACAACCCCAACCAAAGGAACUACCAGACCUACGAAGUGCCUCCGGGCGGCUACGAUGCGAAUCGUAGCGGAUAUGACCCGAAUCGUAGCGGUUAUGACGCGAAUCGUAGCGGCUACGAGCAAAAUCGUGGCUACGAAUCGAAUCGUAAUAGCUACGAUCAGAAUCGAAGUGGCUACGAUCCGAAUCGGGGCUACGAGCAGAAUCGAGGUAGCUACGGCGGCCACCAGGGCGGGUACAAGAGCUAUGAUAGCAUGGGAGGCUACAACCAAGGGUACAGUCAAGGCGGUAGCGGCGGUGGUGGUGGCUCUGGCGGUUACAAUAAGAACUACCAAGGCGGCUAUCAACAGCAAGGCGGCUACCAGAACGAACACGACGACCGCGACCGGCGCGGGCGCAGCGGGUACAGAGGGAGGCGUUGAUGCGAUGCAGUAUGGAGGAAGCGUAGAAAGUGCUACCAUGGUUGCAACUCAUCCCCGUAACAGAGUAAGCUUGUUUUUAUCAGUGUUGUGACAAUCUGGGUACAAGUUGAGAGGUAUAUGUCGAUUAUUCGACUUUCGGUUUCAUAUUUUGAUAAAUUACAACUACCAAAAAACAUCUGAAUGUUUUGGACUAAAUAUGGUUACAGUCUAACCCACAAUUCACUGUAAGUUUAAGAUAUACAGCAUUAUAACUCAGUGUGCUUCAAAAAAUAAAAUAUCACUAACCUGCAAUCAAAUUAAUGUAAGUUCCUUUAACGGAUUUUGCAAAUAGAUUAUUUUUUUAUCCAGAAAUAUGGUUGCAAGACAUCCUUUGGUCACCCAAUACCAUUUAUUAAAUAAGAAUGUUUCCAGAUUGUCCCUACAAUGAAAUAUAGACCUGCUUAUUAUGUAUCAAUAAUUGUAAGUUAAUAUCCCUGUAAUAUUUGCAAUUAUAUGUGGCAUUACAGAAAAAAUAUAGAAAACUCGAUAGAGAUAUAUUUAGAAGGUGAUAAUAAUGUAUUUGAAAACGCAUAGAUAUAAAUGUUUAUAUACGUCCAUAUUAUUUAUUUCCCAAAAAAUAGUUUCACAUAUCAAGGUUUUGUUUCCCUGGCACUCAAACUAGGUUAAUCUGUAUUUUGAGCGACAGUGUUCCUCCACAAGUAAACUAUUAUUUGGCAAAGCCAGCAUGGUGGCCUAGAGUCUAAACUCUUAGUAGUGGAGGAGGCCCGUGCCCAACUGUGGGACAGUAUAAAUACAGGACUGAUAUGACUACAUUCAAAUUUUAUUUUCUGAUUAUGGUAAAGUUUCGAUUCAGGUUAAGUAAAAUUUGUGAGUUUUCAAAAACAGGUAGGCAUUAGUUACGUGUCUGUCUAUCCCUUCGAAGUUACAAGCGUGAUGAGCUUUUAUAUAGCUUCUGAGUUGAAUAUAGUGAAAUUGUUUAUUUCUACUCAAUGUCAGCCCAGUUUGGAAUUUGUGCCUCACGCGGGGAUAGGCUCGCUCCCUAUCUUAUCAUGAGACGCAAUAUAAAUGAAAGUGCAUUUCUUGCCUUAGAAAAUAUACCCAUGAUGAUAGUGUAAAACAUAUAUGGGCGUAUAUAAAGAAUUAUAUCAGCAAAAGUCGAACAGUAUAAAACGCUGAAUUAUAAAAUAUAUUGUUGCCAUUAUGGUUAAUAACCGGAUAAUUGUUUCAUUUUUAAUUGUUCGAAAAAUGUGUUUGUUUAAUACAAACUCAUAGUUGAGUUCCUAUAGGAUGUCCCAAAAAACUCGAGUCGUAAGUCGAAGUCGUUUAAUCUUGAUUGUGAUUGGUCAAGAGACCAAUGCGUCAGUCACGUGUUAGUCUCUCAACCAAUCAGAAUAAAACGACACGGAGUCGUGUUUUUUUGCUAAAUUAGAAAGAUAAUUUAGUAAGGAACAUUUUGGUACCCUAAGAUUUAAAAAACGGUAUAAAAUUGAUUUUUUAAAACAAUUAGUUGUAAAUCUUUGAAUAUUCCCGUAACUCAUGCGCCAUAAAUGUAUGGAAUGAAUGCUCAAGGCCCCUUGAUUGGAGAGGGCUUUAUGGAAAGGCUAUCCGGUACUAUGCAGAUGACCACUUGCAAAAGCUAUGCGAGCAACAAGUUGGAAAUAACUGGCCUAGGACCUUGGGAGGCCUAUGUCCAGUGGACUGCAACGGGCUUAUGGUAAUAAUGAUGAUGAACCUUGGAAAACCGAACUAUAAUUCAGCGUCUUGUAUAAACAGUAUAUUGUAUUUAUAUGUGAUAAAAUUGCACUGGCUCAUUGUCAAUAUGUAUUUUAAUAUAGCUAUAAGAAUAGUAUAAUAUUUAUUAUAAUACAAAACUCCGAGAACAAUAGUUUAUAUUGCAAUUAACAAUACUUAAUAUUGUGAGGUAUAUUCUAUAAUUUAACUACUGGACACAAUAAGUGUUUAAGGAUUUACAAUUACUGGUUCGGUCAAGUCGUAAUGAAUCAAAGAAAAGAUAGGAAUCGAGGGGUUUAUUGAAAAAAGCAGUAAAAUAUUUUAUUACUAACUAAAUAUAUUAUGUAAUUGUUUAUCAAAAACAACCAUGGUUAUGAUAACUGGCAAUAAUAAUAUGGUAGCUUUCAAGAAAAAUAAUGAUAAAUAAUUCUACGUUUUCUCCAUAAUUAGCUUUAAUUAUGUAUAACCGACUGAAAUAUAACAAAAUUAAAUAUCUGAUGUGAGACGAGUCUCAGUGUUUACUUUUAUUUUUAUGUUAAAUAAGUUCGGCCAUAUUCUUAAAAUGAUAGAAAAAUAAUUACCUUGCAACACUGA